Orcinus orca (killer whale) is the source of this 5285-nucleotide messenger RNA. RefSeq names its product triadin (gene TRDN). The coding region runs from base 286 to 2487 and encodes 733 amino acids. Gene Ontology annotation, molecular function: signaling receptor binding. The transcript has 42 exons. NCBI's taxonomy places the organism in Eukaryota, Metazoa, Chordata, Mammalia, Artiodactyla, Delphinidae. Gene Ontology annotation, cellular component: membrane; sarcoplasmic reticulum. The record is from RefSeq and is a predicted model, not a curated record.
GAAGAGUCCUAGGGAGAUGAAGCUAUUUUUGUUCGAAGCUGAUACUUCUGCCUGAGCCACAAGUGCUGCUUGGAAAGGGCUCAGGUUGUUUCCAGGGGGGGAGAACUCUGCAGAGAAGAGACAAAGUUCAACAGGACAACAAAGGAGCAGCAGAAACAGCCAGGAAAAGGAAGAGCCCUCACGCUUUCACACAGAGCCCCCUAUCAGAGUUCUCCAAACCUAAAUUAUUCUGCAAAGGGCCACUUGACCGGAACUUUUGCCUGCCUUUUCCUUUCUCCAACCACCAUGACUGAGAUCACGGCUGAAGGAAAUGCAUCUACAACCACAACUGUGAUAGACAGCAAGAAUGGAUCUGUGCCCAAAUCCCCUGGAAAAGUGAUAAAGAGGACAGUCACAGAAGAUAUAGUGACGACAUUCAGCUCCCCAGCAGCCUGGCUUCUGGUCAUUGCUCUGAUCAUCACGUGGUCAGCUGUGGCCAUUGUUAUGUUUGACUUAGUGGAUUACAGAAACUUUUCAGCAAGCUCUAUUUCCAAGAUUGGCUCAGAUCCUCUAAAACUUGUACAUGAUGCUGUGGAGGAAACCACGGACUGGGUCUAUGGCUUCUUUUCUUUGUUGUCUGACAUCAUCUCGUCUGAGGGUGAUGAAGAAGAUGAUGAUGGAGACAAGGACACUGAUAAAGGAGAAAUAGAGGAGCCUCCCUUGAAAAAAAAAGAAAUACACAAAGAAAAGACUGAGAAGCAGGAGAAAACUGAAAGGAAAAUACAAACUAAAGUUACACACAAAGAGAAAGAAAAAGACAAAGAAAAAGGAAAACCUGAAAAGAAAGCAAUUCACAAGGAAAAAAUUGAGAAAAAAGAAAAACCAGAAACAAAGACAGUGGCAAAAGAAGAGAAGAAAGCUAAGACUAGAGAAAAGACUGAAGAAAAGAUUAAAAAGGAAGUGAAAGCUGCAAAACAGGAGAAGGUGAAGCAAACAGCUGCAAAAGUAAAAGAAGCACAGAAAACAUCACCUAAGCCCAAAGAGAAGGACAAGAAAGAUGCUGCAGUGGUGUCCAAGCAUGAACAGAAAGAUCAGUAUGCAUUCUGUCGAUAUAUGAUUGACAUAUUUGCCCAUGGGGAUUUAAAACCAGGACAAAGCCCAGCCAUACCACCUCCAUUACCAACAGAGCAAGCUUCUGGACCCACUUUGGCAUCACCAGCUCUUGAAGAAAAAGAAGAAGAAAAGAAGAAAGCUGAGAAUAAAGUGACUUCUGAAACAAAAAAGAAAGAAAAAGAAGAUGUCAAAAUGAAAACUGAGAAGGAAACUGCCAUGGAUGUAAAGAAAAAAGAUCCUGGCAAAGUCCCAGAAGCCAAACAAGGGACAAUAAAAGUUGCAGCACAAGCAACAACUAAAAAAGAUGAAAAGAAGGAAGAUUCCAAGAAAACAAGAACAACUGCAGAAGAACUACCCAAGGGAAAAAAACAGGAAAAGAAAGAAAAACAUAUAGAACCAGCAAAGCCACCAAAGAAGGAACAUUCAGCUCCAAGUGAAAAACAAGUUAAAGCAAAAACUGAACGAGCCAAAGAAGAGGUUGGUGCUGCCUCAACUAAAAAAGCUGUACCUGGAAAGAAGGAAGAGAAAACAACCAAGACAGUGGAGCAAGAGAAUUUUGAUCACCAAAACCAGGAUUUGGCAAAAAUUAGAAAAGAAAAAUCCGGAAAGACGUCUUCAGUUCUGAAGGAUAAAGAGCCUAUUAAGGGAAAAGAAGUGAAGAUUCCAGCUUCCCUAAAGGAAAAAGAACCUGAAAUUAAAAAAGAUGAAAAGAUGUCCAAAGCAGGCAAAGAAGUCAAGCCCAAGUCUCCACAGCCACAAGUAAAAAAAGAAGAUAAGCCAGAGUCACAAGUUAAAAAGGAAGCAAAACCAGCUUCAUCCGAAAAAGCUCAAAUACACAAACAAGAAAAGACUGUUUCUCAUGGUAAACCAGAUGAAAAAGUUAUCAAGCAGGCAAAAGUUAUCACAAUAGAAAAAACAGUCAAACCCAAACCAACAAAAAAAGCUGAACAUCAAGAAAAAGAAUCUCCAUCUAUAAAAACAGACAAACCAAAACCAACUCCAAAGGAAACAUCAGAAGUAACAGCAUCAGUGAAGAAGAAAAUUGAAAAAUCUGAAAAGGAAAGUAAAGAAAAAGCAGAAAUGAAACAUCUUAAAGAAGAAAAAGUGCCAACUAGAAAAGAAAGUCUUCAAUUACACAAUGUGACAAAAGCAGAAAAACCUGCAAGAGUAUCAAGAGAAGAUUCUGAAGAUGUACCAGCUUCAACGAAAGCUAAAGAAGAAGCUGAAGAUGUGUCUUCCACAAAGAAGCAAAAAAGCCCCAUCAGCUUCUUCCAAUGUGUCUACUUGGAUGGAUACAAUGGCUAUGGAUUUCAGUUUCCUGUCACUCCUGCACACCGCCCUGGAGAGAGCUCUGGCCAACCAAGUACUCCAGAACAGAAGCAACAAGGACGAUAAGACACAUAUACACAGCCCUUACAAGUGCUUUAAGACUUUGAAAAUAGGAUCUUCUGUUUGUCCAGAGUGGCACGUGCAAUUGAAAUCAUAUAGUCCAGGGAAUUUCUCUGAAAAUAUUUUACCCUCCUGCCUGGUGUAGAAAGAAAGAGUGAGCAAAGGGAUCGAAUGAUAAGUAGACGAGUUGGAGGGUCUGGCGCUCAAGAAUCUGUCAUUUGUUUGUUGCUGGGUGUGGGUACUUAUAUUUUUCUAUUUCCACUCGCUGUAGGGUUGUUCACAAAUUAGGUUACAUUUUACUUAAUAAUGGUCUUUUAAACAUAAUUGACACAAUGACAAAAUGAAAUUUCUGGCUUCAGUUAGAUAUUUACUUUGAAGUGAAAACACGGACUAUGCUUCAAGUUUAAAGGGUGUAGGAGCUCAUACAAAGGCUGCUCUUUUGCAUCAUGUAGGUGUCUAAACUCAAUUUACCCAGUAAGCUGAUGUUUAAUAGUUUGUUUUAACAUCUUUAUUGGAUUACAAUUGCUUUACAAUGGUGUGUUAGUUUCUGCUGUAUAACAAAAUGAAUCAGCUAUACAUAUAUCCCCAUAUCCCCUCCCUCUUGAGCCUCCCUCCCACCCUCCCUAUCCCACCCCUCUAGGUGGACACAAAGCACUGAGCUGAUCUCCCUGUGCUAUGCAAGUGCUUCUCACUAGUUAUCAGUUUUACUUUUGGUAGUGUAUAUAUGUCCAUGCCACUCUCUCACUUCAUCCCAGCUUACCCUGCCCCCUCCCCGUGUCCUCAAGUCCAUUCUCUACGUCUGCGUCUUUAUUCCUGUCCUGCCCCUAGGUUCUUCAGAACCAUUUUUUUUUUAGAUGUUUAAUAGUUUGAUUUGAUUUCUGUCUAUCUCUAUUUUAGUUGUGACUAUGCUCUAAAAAUGAGUAACAGUUGCACCAAAGAAUGCUUUAAGUUCCUUAUGAUGCUCUUUUAGAGCUCAAAAUAUCUCUGACCUUUAGACAUGAUAAGAUGGAGUAGAAAUGUUUGAUGAAUCUUAUCUCUAAGAUUUGUCUUGAAUUACUAUUAGGACAUUCACUCCAGUGGAAAUACACCAUCCAGUUAGGCAAGUCUGGUGAAUCAUUUGUUUAAGUAUAAGCAAAUGAGAUGUAGAAUUGUCAGAUUUCUGCAGACUGUGCCCUAAUGAAAAUGUCACCUGGGUGAAAUUUUAGAUCAAUCACUAAAUUGGGGUGACAGAUACAAGAGUAUUUUCAUUUCACUUUAAUAGGAUCAUUCUAUGGAGUUAAACAGGUUUUAUUUCUCAAAAGAGAAAAAUAUGAAUGUCAUUAGAGGUGAAGGAAUACGUUUUAACCAUAAGUGCUUCACGAGAUGUCUUACUUAUUUUUUAGGUAAUUGGUUACCAGUGUCAGUGAAAUGAAUGACAAUCUUUAACUUAUUUUGAUGAUGCAUCAUUGGGAAUAACUACUAUAGUUUUGCCAUCCUUUUGUCUCCCAGUGAUAUCAACACUUGUGUUUUUUACCACAUUUUUCUAUCAACUCUAAAAGUCAUGCCAGGGAAUUCCCUGGUGGUCCAGCGGUUACGACUCUGUACUUCCACUGCAGGGGGGAAGGGUUCCAUCCCUGGUCGGGGAACUGUGAUCCCUCAUGCUGUGUGGCGUGGGCAAAAUAAUUAAAUAAAUAAAAGCAGAAGUCAUGCCACUGUGACCUUUAUCAUGUUUACAGUUGCAAUUCAACUUACGACACAUUAACUCAGGAAAUAAAUUGAGUUAUUCUUUCUGGCUUUAUAAUUAUCUUCAGCGAAGUCUGAAGUAGACAGAGCCGACACUAGCCAAGUCAUUUAUUUUCAAGGACUGCAACUAAGUUUUUUAGCUCCAAGAUGUAGAACUCUGUUUUACUAGAAUAUCAUUAGGGUAGGACAUUAGUAACAUGUUAAUUAUUAAUAAUGAAUUUUCAGUGACUUUUGUGAAAAGUUGAUCUUGGCCACAGGCUGGUGGACCUAACUUACACCACAAAAGCCAAUGGUACAAUGAACCAAGAUUAAUGACACUCCUUACGUGGGGUGCCUAGAAGUGUGUAACUUCAGUACUGACCAGAUGGUACCAUCUUGUAAAGCCUCUUCAUGUAAUAAUGAAAACUUGUGGAAAGGACAGUGGAUGAAGUUUAUUGCUCAACUGCUGCCCCAGCUUGUCCAGUUUAAUGACUAAAGGAAUAGAGAGCAAAUAUGACAGUUUUCUCAAUUUCAUAGAGAAGAAUGGUUUCAUUCUUUUCCUUCAGUGACUAUUGAGCAUUUACUCUUUCUAGGGCACUGUGUUAGGCACUGGACUAUAUAAGAAAAAUAUCAGCGAUAAAUUCUUUUCCCAGCGCUAUCCUGACACAAUAUGUGGCCUUGGAAAAUUUGCUAAACAUACUGCGCUUGUUUCCCUGUGUGUAAAAUAGGGAUUUCAGGACAAACAACCUUAUACCUCACAGAUGUACUGUGGAGACUGACAAAAUAUCUUAAUACAGAUAUGACAUAAAAAACAUUUUCCGAAAUAAUACUUUUGGAUGUGGCAGUACUUUUCCCUCUGAGUGCAUUUCUAUAUUAUUUUAUUGUUUCUUUCACGCUCAUUAUGAAAACUAUUUGAUAAAAAAGUUAAAUAUGACAAUUUCUUGUAAUUAGAAUUAGACAAAUGAAUUAUGAUGUUAACGAUAUUAAUAAUAAUUGUUAAGGUUUAUCUGCUUAAAGUUACAAUGAUAAGAGCACAUGAAAAAUAUUAACUAAACUCAUCUGUUCGUACGAGUCCAUCAAAUAAAGUAUUUCUAGUCCUUUCA